AUGUCGUCUGCUCAUCGAGUAAGUGGGAAACUCAGACGCAGUGGCAGUCGUGAUUCGCAAAAUUCAAAUAAAUAUUCUACACCAAGUUCUCAGUCAGAAGUAACGAGAUCUAAAGAGGAGGAUACAAAUUGUCGAACUCCUGAAAGUAAGAAGAAUGGGAAACAUACAAAGUCCAGUAAUAGAGAAAUUGACCACGAUUCACAAUCAGGACGUAGUUCUUUAUCAUUUGCUGUCAGACGUUCUGGUUUGUCAAAUAAACUCCCUCAUACUGCUCACUUUGAACACAACAAUCCGAAUGAUCAAAACGAUAUAGAGUGUCUUUCAUAUGAUAUUAAAUCUGGAUCGCCAAAUGCAGAUUGUAAAGAUAACCAGGAGUCCCGUACCAAGAUCAGUGCAUUACCUAAAUCGUCAUCGAAUUCAAGAUGCACUCCUUUAACUCAUAACGAUGAUUCUAGUUGUGAUUAUAAAAAUACCAAAUCUCCAUACAAAAAAUGCAUGAAAAUUGAUACCUGUGUUCGUACUCCUACUAAUAUUCGUGAAUGUGAAAAGUUGAAAAGCAGUGUUGAUGUUGCGAAUCAUACUCCAAGUAAUCCAAUAAAUAAAAGUCCUUCCAAUAAAUACUCUGUUUCGGGAGAACACAACUCAGACGCUCAUUUAUCUCACUCUAAAAAGCAUACAUCUUACUCUGAUCAAAAUCGGAACCGAGUUGGUUCAAAUACACUUGUCGCUUAUAAUAGUACGGAUGAUGAAGUGCCUCAUGGUAACAAAGAGCAUUCAAAUCGAAAACAAAAAGUAAGGCGGAAGGUUGGUGAUCGUUUGCAGUCUAAAGAUCUUAGUUUAUCGGAAACUCGUCCUAGCAACCUUAGUACAUCGGCAAAUCAAUUAACUCCUGGUAAGACUAAUAGUGUCAAAGUUAUCAAAGGUACCGCAAGGUCUACGUGGGAUUCAAGCGAUAGCGAUUUUGACUCUUCAGUUGUACAUACUGAAAAAGCUAGUGAAAAUGAGCAUACUACUUCUCCAGAUAAUCAAGAAAAAUCAAAUUCCUUAGAAUCUUCGCUCAAAACAUCUCACUCCUCGAUAAACAAGUCCAGUCUGUCAAAAGCAGCAAAAAGUAAUUUAAACACGAAAAAUAAGAAUCAUCGACACCAAGAUGGUUCUAGUAAAUGUGAUCCAGUUAACUCAAAUGAAUCCCGUUCAAAACUAUCUAGUAGAGAUUCACAUCACAGAAGACGUAGAAAAAACUCAGAUCGUCAGCAUUCCACAAGUCGUCGUCAAAGGAAGUCCAUUUCAUCAGGAGGUUCUGAUGGUUCUCAGUGUCGCAAAAAUCGAGGAACCUCACGUACAAAGAGCACUAUUGAAGUUGCAACACCUAAAAGUCGUAAACGUUUACGUUCCCACAGAUCAUCCUCUUAUCGUUCCUCUGUUAGUAGGUCGCGUUAUUCCUCUUGUUCAGAAUCUUCUCACAAAUACGAUCGACAUAAGCGUAGUUAUAUGAAGUCAAAAUCUUACAGUUCUGGGUCAUCUGCUCGUACUUCUCGUUCAUUCCGCUCAAGUUACAGUUCAAGAUCAAGCUCUAUAAGAACUCCUCGUCGCCACAGACGUGUUAGAUCUUUUUAUCGAAGAAGGCAUAGGCGUAGAAGCUAUUCUCAUCGUUCACGAUCGCUCUCAAGAAGUUGGCACUCAACAGAUUCCAGUUUUUCUUCACGGUCUUCUCUUUCGUCACGUUCCCGUUAUUUUUCACGCCGAAACACCUCUAAAAAUCGUUCUGUUUCUCGACGUUCUCGUUCUCCUUUAUACCGGCCUACUUCAUCUAUUACAAAAGUUCCAGAAGAUAAUAUUCGAACUCCACCAGAACACCGUCUUGCUCGUCUUGGUGUUGGACCAUUGAGUAAAGAUAGUGUUUCAGAUGGUAGGACAAAUAGUCCUUAUAGUGACCCGAAGUCCAUGUCUUACAUACCAAGCGUCAAUGAAACAGUUUCAGCAGCUGUCAAUAGAGUUAUGAGCGGCGGUCAAUCUAUAUGUCGAAAGUCAUCGCAUGAAUCGACCGCAACAAACAACAACAAUGACAGUGACAGUUUGAAACCUAUUCAUGAUUCUAAAUCAUCCAUAGGACGUAAUAGUGAUUUACAUUCGCAACCACCCGCUUCAUCUGUUGUGGUACAGUCAAAUAAUAGGACAUCUAGUCCUUCAGUGCUCGUGGAUAUACCAUUACCUCAAGAUGCACUGAAUCAAACCACUGAUGAUCCAGACAACAAGAGCCAAACGAAUAAAUCUGUUCCUUAUAUUGGACCACAAGUUCCUCCGGAACUAGCCAAACGUUUUGGAUUAUCUGUUGCUGAUACGCCAACAAAGUCAGAUGUUGGUGAUCCUCUAACCUCAGUUCCAAGUGGUAAUUAUGUAGAGAUUACUUCAAGCUCUGUCCCGUUACACACUACUCCUAACUCAUCCUCUGAUACCAAUGCAGUUGCGUCAGGUGUCAAAAGCAGCAAUGCUGCGGAAGUCACCAGUUUCAACCCGCCAGAAUUUACAAUUCCACCUGAACAAGCUGAAUUAUAUAGACCGUUACAAGAGCAAGCAAAAGAACAUGCUUUGCGACGAAGUAGAAUUCUCAUGCCUGAUGAGUCGAAAUUAAAUCAAAUUCCUAGUGAAUUUAAUUUUUUGCAACAUCAACAACAAGUACAGCGACAGUUAGCGCUUCUUCAACAACAACAAAGUCAAACCUCUAUGGUAUUUACUCCUUCCAAUGUUGUAUACUGUACUCCCUCAAUAUUACCCUUGUAUGCUGCCAAUACUCCACUAAUCUCAACCAUACCAAGCGUUAGUAUGGCAAAUCCUGGUAAUAUUACUGUCACUGAAACCACAGUUCCUCAACAAGUGUCAGCUGAAGCAAUAAUCUUAAAACAACAACAAUUACAACAACAACAACAAUUAUCUGCCCUAUGUGGAGCUGCAUAUCAACAACAGACAAGUGGAAAUGAUGCUUCACAGUUAUAUUUUGCAUCUCUCAGUAAUCCACAUAUUACAUCUAAUCUAACAGUAGAACAACAGCCUAAUACAUCCUCUAGUAGUAAUGUUAAAUCGGAAGUCAAUCAGUUAUCCACAUCGCUGCAACAAGCACAAUUACAACAACUAAUUGCGGCAGCUGCGUUACAAUCAGUUGUUCAAGCUAACAAUAAUAAUAUUCUUUCCUCAGCCAAUACAAUCCAGUCAAUCAAUCAUCAACAGUUGCUAAACCAAUUGAUUGCUCAACAACAAUCCCAGCUAUCUGGAUUCAAUAUUGCGCCAAACCUUGUAACAGCUUCUCUGUUAGCUGCACAACACCAACAAAAACAGCUGGUGGCUCAAUGGCAGAAACGUGCUCUUGCUUUGGCCGCAGCAAGUUCUGCUAAUGAUCAGUUAAAGAGCGCUCAAGAAAGGCGACUCCCUGUUCUUACUCCAGGUACUACUAUUCCGGCUAAUUUGGCUGUUGCUACUCCUACUAGUUUAGCUUCUGUCCUCAACACUACCAAUUCAUUACCAGCUGCUUUACAGUUAGGUCUCCUGAGAUCUGGUCUCAAUCCUUCGAUCCUCUCCACUGGUGCAGUAAAUCCAUCGACCCAAAAUCAAGUAGCUUCUAUGGCCGCAAUGCUUGCUGCAGCACAACAGCAUCAGCAACAACAACAACAAUGUCAACAAGCCACAGCUCUUUCUACUGCUCAGCAAUCUCUUAGCACAGGUUCAUCACAAUUUCCUGUCUCUUCCGCAAAUUCAGAGUUUUCCAAUGCUGUUGUACAAUCAGCUUCAUUUCCACAACAAUUACAACAGCGGUUAUUAUCUUUGCAAGCAUCAAUUUUACAUCAAAAGCAACAACAACAACAGCAACAACAAUUAGCUUCAAUGAAUAAUGCAGCUGCUGCAAUGGCUGCUACAUCAGGUAAUGCAGCCUUAUUACAAGCUGUAAUUGCCUCCUCUCAACAACAACAGCAGCUACAACAACAACGUCAACAACAAAUUGUUCAAAGCCAGUUUCAACAGCAACAACAAGCUGUUCUUGCUGCUAUUUUAGCUGCACAAAAACAGCAAGUAACACAAGAUCGUUUAAACAAACAAAUGUGAUCAUUUAUGAAUGAACUUUUCUUUUUAUUUAUUUAUUGUCUUGUAAAGAAAGACAUACUUGUAUACUUUCGCAAAAUGUAUAUACUAAUAAUUAAUUUGUCAGUAUAUAAUGAUGUGUUGGUUUCCG
Schistosoma turkestanicum is the source of this 4222-nucleotide messenger RNA. NCBI's taxonomy places the organism in Eukaryota, Metazoa, Platyhelminthes, Trematoda, Strigeidida, Schistosomatidae. The record is from the annotation of a GenBank genome assembly.